Messenger RNA from Pochonia chlamydosporia 170, 1413 nucleotides. RefSeq names its product salicylate 1-monooxygenase. The transcript is spliced from 2 exons. Bases 1 to 1413 code for a protein of 470 amino acids. Gene Ontology annotation, molecular function: FAD binding. NCBI's taxonomy places the organism in Eukaryota, Fungi, Ascomycota, Sordariomycetes, Hypocreales, Clavicipitaceae. The record is from RefSeq and is a predicted model, not a curated record. Gene Ontology annotation, biological process: secondary metabolite biosynthetic process.
AUGGGAUCCCGGCCAACGUCUGAGAGUCCGCCUGAGAUCGCCAUCGUGGGUGGCGGAAUCGUUGGCUUGAUACUCGCUGCUGGUCUUCAUCGGCGCUCGGUGCCCGUCUCAAUUUACGAGAGAUCGUCAACAUUCCGUGAGUCUGGUGCCGGAAUCGGCUUCAACAUUGCGGCCAAGGCAUGUAUGGAGAUGAUUGAUCCCGGUGUCAUUACUGCUCUGCGUCUUUGCGGAGGUGUGCCCAUUUCCGCAUUGGAUCCUGACGAUCCACACGACUACCUCAGAUGGGUUGAUGGGUUCUCUCAGGACUUGGAUAUUGGUAAGCUUGCGAAGAAUAAGGAAUGGGAGAUUACCCCUGGUGGAUGGCAGAGACAAUACAUGAAGGCAGAUGCUGGUUACAAGGGCAUCGAAGGCACGAGGAGGGAUCACUUCCUCGACCAGAUGGGAACCCUCUUUCCCAGUGACAUGAUCCAUUUCAAUAAGGAAUUGGAGAGCAUUGCAGACCCUGAAGAUGGCGGUCGACUCACAUUGAGAUUCACGGAUGGCACGAUAGCCACAGCGGAUGCAGUUGUUGGAUGUGACGGCAUAAGAUCUAGGACUCGCGAGUUUGUGCUCAAUCCCUUUUCGCCUCCGAAGGAGGGCGUGCCAACCUACACAAAUGUGCGAUCUGCCCGAGUUCUUGUUCCCAUGGCUGCAGCCGCCGAUGCCCUCGGCGCAACCACAGCAUCCAUCUACUACAACCACAUAGGCCCUGGCGCCAACUUGCUUCACUAUCCCGUUGCACAAAACACCUUGGUCAACGUAGCCUUGUUUUACCAUGAUCCCCAGCCCUGGUCCGAAGAGGGCUCCUGGACUGCCCGACAGAGCCCCCGUUCUGAUAUCGAGGCUGCCUUCAAGGACUGGCACCCCAGGAUCAGGAACCUAUUGGAAAAGAUGCCCGAAACAGUACCCGUGAUGGGACUUUUCGACAUGUACGAACACCCUCUUGCGCAUUACAACAACGGCAGGGUCUGUGUAGCCGGCGACGCCGCGCACGCGAGCACACCACACCAUGGCGCAGGAGCCGGCAUGGGCAUCGAGGAUGCACUCUGCCUUUCUGUCCUCCUGGCUGAGGUGGCUGGCACAGUUCGAAUCGGCGGCGUGAGCAAAGCCGACGCUGUGGCUGCUGCCUUGCGUGUUUAUGAUGAUGCGAGAAGGGGGAGGAGCCAAUGGCUGGUCAACAGCAGCAGGAGAGUGUGUGAUUUGCAGCAUAGCCCCGACUUUGCUGACCCAGCGAAGCGAGUCUCCGCCGAGACGUGUUUUGAGGAGAUUAUGGAUCGAACGCUGAAGAUUUGGAACUUUGAUUACAUGGGGAUGGUUAGACAGAGCGUAGAGAAGUAUGGGAGGGCGGUUAACACCAUACGGGUCAAGUCGUAG